Sclerotinia borealis F-4128 is the source of this 951-nucleotide messenger RNA. NCBI's taxonomy places the organism in Eukaryota, Fungi, Ascomycota, Leotiomycetes, Helotiales, Sclerotiniaceae. The record is from the annotation of a GenBank genome assembly.
AUGGAUACCUUUCAAGAUUUAGCAAACAUGACGCUGGACGUCGAAAUCAAGACUGAGACUGCCAACACUCAGCAAUCUCAAGCUCUCGCACCUUCUCAAGGUUUCAAAAGAUCCACACUUUUCUCUCGAUUCCCCGUAGAGAUUAGGCGAAAGAUCUGGGGGUUCACUGUGGCUCCACGCUUAGUUGAGGAGAAGUUUUGUAGAAUGCCUGGGAAUGGAGAUAUCACGAAACGAUGUUUUUACAAUGUAUGGGAACCUUCAAUCCCAAGACACCUCUUUCCCAUCAACAUUGUACCAUACAAUAGCAUGCCUGCUGCGUUCUGGGCUUGCAAAGAGAGUAGGAAUGAAAUUGCUAGAUACUAUCAUAGCAUUGCAAUCGCACCCGAAGAUCGCGUGAUUGAAAGAGAUCUUCUUCUGAACAAUGUACCCUUGCCCAAAUCAUGGCAGCCUUGGCGUGUUCUACCAGAUCGAGACCAACAAUGGCUCAUCCAGCCUUGGGCUGUCAAGAGAAUCCAAAUCACGCCACGAUCGCUUCUCUCGCGAACAGAACUCGAAGCGGACGAAGAUCUAUUUUUCGAGCGAGAUGGCAAUCUCGAAGGGUAUGAAAAGAUUUUCUUUAGUUUUGUUUUCCAAGACCUCGAAGAAUUCAUUGUUCAAGAUUUCGACUGCAAGCUCUCCCACAAGCUCGAUUCGCUGGCAAAUCGAGAUGCAUGGAAGGAAAUGAUUUCGAGGAUGUUCAGAGUGGAGAGUUCUCACAAUGAAUUUGAAGUCAUGAGAGCAGGUUCUCAGUUCAAAGUCCCAAACAUCGAAAUUCGGCCUGGUGCCAAAAUUGCCAGGCCAUGCGAGGACUGCAUGACAAUUUCCAAGAUAAUCAAAGCAGAAAAGAAGGAUGCGCGAUUGCAACGGGAUCCCAACUUUGAGGACCAGUGGUGGCUCUUUCACAAAUGGUGA